AUGGCCGAUAUUUCAUCCAAGAAGCUCGAGCACGAGCAACAACAAUACGAACAACACAUGGAGAUGUCCAAUCCUCCUCCACCAGCAUAUUCUGAACAGCAGCAACAACAACAAGCACAAUUCAAUAAUGAUGCGACAUCAAAAUACCCCCCACAAGCAUACCACAUCCAAUAUCCCACGCUAACCCUACAAACCGAAAACACCAAACUCCUCGGCACAGCCCUACGCAUCUACGACCUGACCAAUCCGUCAAAAGACCUAUUCAAUGUCAAAGUAAACGCCUUCAGCAUGAACCUCCACUUCUUUCGGCCCAACGACAGAAAGCAAGAAUUCGCAUCCGUCAAGUUCCACCAAUUUUCCAUGAAAAUGGAUGUUGUCCUACCGGAUACGCCGAUGUUUACGAUUGGAGUCAAGAUGAAACGGAACUAUGAGAUGUCGUACCCUUCUCCCGCGCUGGGAGGGCAGAUGGUGACCUGGAAGACGAGUUAUCAUUGGAAGACGAUAGAUUUCGAGUAUAGAGAUGCUUCCGGGGUGAUGCUUGCGCGCAUCAAAGCGAGUAAUUUCAAAUGGAAGAAGAUGAGUCAGGUUGAGUUUUUUGGGGAUGCCGCCACAAAUCAGAGGCUGGUGGAGGAGGUUGUGGUUACUGGGGCGGCGAUUUUGGAGUAUGUACUUGUUAUGAACGCUUGUACUGUGGCUGCUUCUUAG
This is a messenger RNA of Talaromyces marneffei, 705 nucleotides long. RefSeq lists its product as uncharacterized. NCBI's taxonomy places the organism in Eukaryota, Fungi, Ascomycota, Eurotiomycetes, Eurotiales, Trichocomaceae. Bases 1 to 705 code for a protein of 234 amino acids. The record is from RefSeq and is a predicted model, not a curated record. The transcript is spliced from 2 exons.